Amphimedon queenslandica is the source of this 1012-nucleotide messenger RNA. RefSeq lists its product as uncharacterized. The transcript is spliced from 6 exons. The record is from RefSeq and is a predicted model, not a curated record. NCBI's taxonomy places the organism in Eukaryota, Metazoa, Porifera, Demospongiae, Haplosclerida, Niphatidae. The coding region runs from base 73 to 909 and encodes 278 amino acids.
GACUUUACAACGAAGAGAUAAGGCCAGACUAGACGAGAGAGAAAGCAGCAAGAGAAUCUUCCCCUGUAAAAGAUGAGCAGGCAUAAUAGAAGAUCUCAUUCCUUACCUCAUCAUUCAAAUCAUGAUUAUCAGUAUCAGCGACAAGAAGACACAAUCUAUGAAGCAGUAGAUACCAGCCCAACUCAUAUCAGAGAAGGACAAGGAGUUUGGCCAUCAGCAGGUUAUGGAGCAGUUGAAUUUCAUCCAAACAAUGUACAACCAUUGAUUCCUGUGAGACCUGAUGAACAACUGACUGACUAUUCAACCGUUGUCAGGCCUCAGCUCCUUAGAGAAAGCCCAGUUAAGUUAUCUGAUGGUAAUGAAACAACCGUUCAAUUUAAAACAGGUCAGUACGCAAAGAUGGUCAUAGUCAUCCUUUUCUUUUCUUUGCUGCCAUUUGGUUUAUGCUUCCUUGCAUUUCUCCCGCUCUGUACCAAAUGCAAGUGGACAAAAGAUGCCUACCAUGUUGACCCUGUCUCUAAUAACAUAGUUGGAAGGUUUCAACGAGGCACAGUAGACGCUCCACAGAUGAUAAGGUAUCAUCGCUAUCCCCCACCAAUACAAAGAGAGCAACCAGUCUCACAGCAGGCAGUGGGACAAUUGAGAGCCAUACCGCAGUUGAUAGUGUUUGGAAGAAAGCCAGCCAAUCUUCCUAAUAUAGGUUCAACCAUAACUCAAAAGCGUAUUGGCUAUGGCAAUCUAUUAGGGGCAUUCAUAGUCCUUCUGGUGAUGUUCUUUGUCCCAUUUGGCUGGGUAUUGCUGCCAGUUUUGACUCUCUCGUGCUUCUGUCUUCCCUGUCUUAAAGAUGUUGAGCAUCUUCACCCUCAGACUGGAGACAUAAUGGGAGUGUACUAUCAGUGCCAGAGUUAACUAUGUAUUGAAUCAUUGUUAUAAUCUCUUUAAAAUAAAUUUCUAAAAAUUAUAGCAGAAUGAGCGACACAAAUAAAAAGUUUACUCAAUCAGUAAGACAAUA